Trifolium pratense (red clover) is the source of this 1123-nucleotide messenger RNA. Its product is annotated as albumin-2-like. The transcript has a single exon. The record is from RefSeq and is a predicted model, not a curated record. Lineage: Eukaryota; Viridiplantae; Streptophyta; Magnoliopsida; Fabales; Fabaceae. The coding region runs from base 70 to 762 and encodes 230 amino acids.
UAUUUGCUCACAACAUAACCUUCCUUGAAUUGAAAAACUUCUAUUAUCACUAACCUUACUAUACCGAAGAUGACAAAAUCUGGUUACAUAAAUGCUGCAUUUCGUUCAUCUAGGAACAAUGAAGCAUACUUUUUCAUCAAUGAUAAGCUCUUGCUAUUAGAUUAUGCUCCCGGAACCAGCAACGAUAAGAUUUUGUACGGGCCUGUUCUUGUUCGUCACGGGUUUCCAUCACUUGAUAAUACAAAGUUUGGAAGCUAUGGAAUAGAUUGUGCCUUCGACACUGAUAACGACGAGGCAUUCAUCUUUUAUCAAAGCCUUUGUGCUAAGAUAGAUUAUGCUCCGCACACUGACAAAGACAAAAUAAUCUCUGGUCCUAUGAAAAUCGCCGAAAUGUUUCCUUUUUUAGAAGGAACUGGGUUUGAACACGGAAUAGACGCUGCAUUUAGGUCAACUUUGAACAAAGAAGUUUACUUGUUCAGAGGAGACAAAUAUGCUCGUAUAGACUACGGCACCAAUAGUCUCAUCCAAAUUAUUAGGGAUAUUAGCGAUGGGUUUACUUGUUUCAAAGAUACAAUCUUUGAAAAGGGAAUCGAUGCAGCUUUUGCUUCUCACAUCUCGAAUGAAGCUUACCUUUUCAAAGGAGAGAACUUUGUACGUAUCAGUUUUACCCCAGGCGAAUCACAUGACGUCAUUAUGGGGGGUGUGAGGCAAACUCUUGAUGUUUGGAAAUCUCUUCAAGACAUAAUACCUCUCAAGAAUUAACAAAUAUUGCACUUCGUGACAAUAACAACACUUGUUUGAUCACAAUCUCAAAUAAAAAUGAUUUGAAUACGCACACAUAUGUGAAAAGCUAAAAAUGAUUUUUAAAAAAAUUAAAUUAAAUGUUUUUCAUGUGUGUGCCAAAAUUAUUUUUAUUUCGGAUUGUGACCAAGUAAGAGUUGUUCUCGAGCUGGUGAUGGUCGUCCUCAACAACAACGCAUUGAAGUUUUAAACUAGAGAUAUGAAUAAUUCUACAGUAGUAUGGUAAUAAUAAAGAAUAUAGAUUGUUGUUGUUCUUGUUUACUUUCUUUGCAUCAAUAAUCAAUAAUUAAUGUAAUAGUUUGCUUCCAUUGAUCCAUCCCUU